Fusarium redolens is the source of this 1239-nucleotide messenger RNA. RefSeq lists its product as uncharacterized. The transcript has a single exon. The coding region runs from base 1 to 1239 and encodes 412 amino acids. The record is from RefSeq and is a predicted model, not a curated record. NCBI's taxonomy places the organism in Eukaryota, Fungi, Ascomycota, Sordariomycetes, Hypocreales, Nectriaceae.
AUGGAUAUGAACUCUUGGAUACCACUCCCAGUAUAUCUGCUUGUGGUCUUCGCCACCCGAUAUGUGGAAGCACUGCCAAGAGCAACAGGACCUCCGGUGUUGAGCAAGGAAGACACCGAGUCACCAGUAUCCCAUAUCCUUGGAAGCUUUACAAACCCAGGCAAAAGGAACGAAGAGACCUCCCAGGACAAUUAUUCCAGAGAAUAUGCAAGGAGUGGGACCGAGGAAGGUGCAAUUGUUGGAGGCACUGUUGCUGGUGGAAUUAUCAUCAGCAUCACGGUGUUUUUCGGCGUUCUCAUCCUUAAGAAAUAUGUUGCUCGUCAACGGGAAUGCAAUAAAAAGAUCAAUGGUGGGACACCGCCAUGCCCAAAUACUGAAACACCAGGAACAACGUCUAGCAGCUCGGCUCAUGCUUCAUGGCGUCAGACGUUCAACCACCAAAUAUCGGUCCCGGAUGCAGACUCUGUAUACUCUCAGAGGACUUUGGGAAACGCUGUAACUACCACUCAAGUGGGUAUGACUUCAGCUCAACCGAUCCCGCCGCCUACUAUACCGACAAAGGCUGCCCAGAUGUUGGGGGUUGAGAAGACGAUGUCAACAACGGCUCUGGCAAAGAGGCCUCUUCCUUCGCCACGCUUGCCAAUCACACCUCUGUCAGAGAACUUUAUGCCAAGGACUCCUAUUCUUCAAUACUCUUUGUCACAAAGCUCUCCGAAGCAAAGCCCUCUGCGGCGAAACCCUCCAUUGCUGCCCCCUCCAAAUAAUCCUCCUCCACAAGGUCCGCUGCCGCCUAUACCUACCCCUAGGCCAUCAGCUGUUGGAGAGUCCAAGCCAUCCAGAGGCCCCCAGAAUCGUACAUCAUCCAUAUGUACCAUGAGUUCUCUUGGCAUGGAACUUCUCCGCGAUGUGAUGCAUCCCCUGGAGUCAACCACAUCCAGCCCACCCCCUGAAAAGGCGUCCUUUCCUCGCUCAUCACCGCCAAUCUCAAACCCAAAUAAGCCACCUCCGGUAGCCAUUAACAAUGCCAAAGGACAGAAGAGGGUGCCUAGUACACGAUGUUUUGUACCGCUGUUCAAGAACAAUGGACAGCUGCCGAGUCCGACAUCGCCUGGUGGGGGAGUGCUUUCAGAACCGGGGACAAGGAACGAAACCAAAAAUACUGUCAAGGCCAAAACUGAAACAGUCUUACGAGACUCUUCGAGGGCGAGAUUAUUCUCUCUUGGCAAUAACAAAAUAUAA